AUGUCUGGCUCCCGAUGGAUUUGUAGGGCAAAUUCAUACAGGUGCUUCCAUGGUGAAGGGUCGGCGCCAGCGACAAUCAAAAUCGGCGUCUGGUAUGUGAUGGAGGUGUUGACGACGGUGACAACCAUGAUCGAUGGAGUUCCCAGCGACGAUUCUUUGUCGGCCGCCAACAACGUCGUGUUAAACCUAAACAGUGAAGGAGGCACCGUUGAUAACGACGUAUCUCCGGUAAAUAUUCUUUCAUCUUCUCAGUCAUGCGUUUCUUUCUACUAUGAUAUUCUGAUUUUACCCGAUCGUUCCAUCAAACCAUCUCCCAUCGAUUCUGAGUUGAAAACAUCACUAAACUUUUCAGAAAGUGAGAUCUGCUUUGACUUUAUAGUUUUACCAAUCAUUGUGCUUCUUGUGACAAGCUUCCUUCUUGCAUAUGCACAUCCACCUUAUGAAUGCUAA
Molecule: messenger RNA, 450 nt
Organism: Lactuca virosa
Lineage: Eukaryota; Viridiplantae; Streptophyta; Magnoliopsida; Asterales; Asteraceae
Source: the annotation of a GenBank genome assembly